UUUAUAAUACAUAUGUUAAGCUUAGGAAAUUUAAUGGAAUUGAAUUUAAAAAUAGUGAUGUGUAUAUGCCUUAAAUUAAGUUCUGUUUAAAAGAGUGUACUUGUACUUUGACAUAAUGUGCAUUAUUUACUUGUCUUGUAGCAAUAUGCAAGAGGUGCUCAAUGGAACAUAAGAAGAAUGUCUCUCCAUCUUACAAUUUAGAGUUUGUGGAAGAACUUGAGUGGUGUGAACAAAUUUGUACAACAAUUAGAGGCAAAUGCACACAGUCAAAAAUUCAAGGUGAAUGUCUACAGUCGCACUUGGUGGAUACCCAAAUUGUUGAAAAUGAACAAGGAAUGGCAUUUGAGAUUCAGGAUAAAGACAGUGUACCAUGUUCACAAGAAAUUUUCACAGGGAGUUUAACUACAGACAUGGAGUUUGAGAUUUCCUCCACAGGUUCCUGUACCCCAUCCCUACCUUCUUCUCAGGACUGGUAUGAAAAGAACAAAACACCGAAAGAAAAACUAAAUGAAGCUUUGCAGAGACUUGCAGGAGAUCAGUUUCAACCUCUAAAGUCCCAGCUUACAAGACCUUGGUCUGAAUUAGCGAAGUCUGCAAAGUAUUACUAUAUCAGCAAGGCUAAAGAAGCUGUAAUGAUAGUUCUGUCCAUCAUUGCCCCAGGACAAGAAGACACCAUUCUUGCCAAAAUCUGUCCAACAUCUGAAAAUGAGAGCAAAGAAAUAGACAAAGCCACAAAACAGUUGAUAGAUGCCUAUCAUGCCACAUCAGACAGAAAAACACAACAGCAGAUCCUGUCAUUGUUUGUAAACAACUUUACAAAGCAAAAGCUUCUUCAGCUUAUACCAUCUCUUACACAGUCCAAAAUUGAUGCAGCUAGAAAACAUGCCUCAGUCAUAGGACCAGGACAAAUGCUGAAUCCACCAAAGAUAUACAGAGUACGUCUGACCAGACCAAAACUGCUGCAUUUUAUUGAAUAUGUAUCUAUGCCCUCAGUUUCCCAGGUUCUUGGUUUUGGUGCCACACAGCUACAUUUGUCAAGUGGAGAAAAGGUGCAGAUUCCAAAGGUCAUCAGAAAUGCUGUGAGUGCCAGAAUCAUUGCAAACUAUCAAGAGUAUUGCAAGGAAUCAGAUUUCCAAACUUUUAGCCGUGCUUCAUUGUACAGAAUCCUCAAAGCCUGUCAAGCAUCAAAAAGGAAAGCAAUGCAUGGACUUGACAACACCACAGCCCUUGGAAUGGAUGCCAUGGAGUCAUUACACAAGGUUGUGACACGACUUGGUGAAUACGGAAUGGAGACAGAGAAAAAAGAGAAUCUGAUUGACAUGAUCAACAUCUGUAAUCAGCAUUUGAAAUUUGAUGCAAAGAGUCAUUUUAGCAGAAGUUCAUCAUGCAGUGAUCAUUGUACAAUAUAUGCCCUGAGUGAUCCAGCAGACACAUGCUUUUCAAGUAAUUGUGACCAUGAACAUUCAGACACUUGCUCUUAUUGUGUUUUGACAGACAAACUUACAGAAUGCAUCAAGGAAGCCAUGGAAACAGUUCAAAUACCAUCUGAGGAUUUGAUGGAGGAAUUGCAGCAUGAAAUUGUCAUGACCACAAAAGCCAUCAAGGACUGGAAGGCUCAUCUUCUCAGAACUGUUCAUCAAGACUUUGCAAGAUCAGAUGUCUUACAACACCUUGACCUAAACCAAGGACUACUUAUAAUGGAUUGGGCCAUGAAAUUCCUUCCUGUCCAGUACAGAGAAACACAGUCAAAUUUCUUUGGAAAGAGGGGGAUUAGUUGGCAUAUAUCCUGUUUAAUUACCCAGAGGAGUGACCCUGAAGCAACAGCUAGCACCUUGCCAGACCAUUACGACUUGAACACCUUUAUCCAUAUCCUCGAGAAUGGAAAUCAAGGUUGGUUUUCUGUUGCUCAUAUCAUUAUGCACCUCCUUCCAACUCUGUCAGAGCAAUUUCCAAACCUUCAAGAGAUCUUCCUAAAGACAGACAAUGCUGGAUGCCACCACUGUACACCAUUAAUUUCAUUUGUCAGUCAGAAUUACUGCCAUUUUCCUAUUACCAUCAAAGAGUUCAACUUCAGUGAAGCACAAUCUGGGAAAGAUCUUUGUGACAGCAAAACUGGUUCCUGUCGAAUGCAUGUGGCCCGAUAUCUGGAUGAAGGAAAUGAUGUUCUGUCUGCCUCAGACUUGAAGAGAGCUUUAGAAAGGCAGAGGAACUAA
Molecule: messenger RNA, 2213 nt
Organism: Saccostrea cuccullata (small rock oyster)
Lineage: Eukaryota; Metazoa; Mollusca; Bivalvia; Ostreida; Ostreidae
Exons: 7
Coding region: 162-2213 (683 amino acids)
Source: RefSeq, a predicted model, not a curated record